UAAUACUAUAAAAGCUAAAUUGUAGACAACCAAGUAAGGAGCACAAGGAUUUUCACCAUGAAAGAGCAGAGGAGGUCACCUUCUGCUGUGACCGAUUGCUAUAUUGAUCAGGAGCAACAAUAUGUUUCUCCAACGAUAGGAACCGCUCUUCACACAAACAAGUCGGACAUGGAAGAUCUUCAGGCUGCUAAAACAACCAGCAUUUUCAGAGAGACCACAAUUUACAAAAAGGCUGCAGCAGAGUUCGUAGGAACUUUUAUCUUAGUAUUUGCUGGGUGUGGAGGAAUCAUGGUGGAAGCCCGAGAUAAAAUCUUAACUGACGUUGGGGUUGCUGCUGUUUUUGGGCUGGUUUUAAUGGCGAUAAUUUACAGUUUGGGACAUAUAUCUGGUGCUCACAUAAAUCCUGCAGUGAGUCUUACUUUCUCAUCUGUGGGACAACUUCCUUUUAAGGAGCUACCCAUUUAUAUUGUAUGUCAGAUUGCGGGUGCCACAGCAGCUGCAGCUGCACUCGAUGAAAUAAUUACAAACAUCUCCAUUAAUGUUGCUGUGAAUGUUCCUAUGGGACAUCCUUUGAUAUCACUGGUGGUGGAAUUCAUCAUUACUUUUAUGCUAGCCCUAGUUAUAUUUGCAACAGCCACUGAUCCUAAAGCACAUGGUCAAAUGGCAGGGGUUGCUGUGGGUGCUGUAGCAGCUUGUAAUGGGUUAUUUGCUGGGACGCUCUCAGGAGUUUCCAUGAACCCAGCAAGAUCUCUGGGGCCUGCAUUGAAAACAGGCAAUUAUAACGGUCUUUGGGUGUAUAUUGUUGGACCUGUUUCUGGUGCCAUUUGUGGAACUUGGUUCUAUAAGGUUAUUUCUAUACAAUAAUAGAUCUAGAGGUUUCUCAGUUCUUCUCCAAUGAAGAUCUAUGCCAUUUUCGUAUGAUAAUUUCUAUUAGUAUGCAUUCUUCUCCAAUGGAGAAUUGAAUGUUGGUAACUAUGUCAUUUUCGUAUGAUAAUUUCUAUUAGUAUGCAUUCUUCU
Molecule: messenger RNA, 1017 nt
Organism: Cryptomeria japonica (Japanese cedar)
Lineage: Eukaryota; Viridiplantae; Streptophyta; Pinopsida; Cupressales; Cupressaceae
Product: aquaporin NIP1-3
Exons: 5
Coding region: 58-864 (268 amino acids)
Biological process (GO): transmembrane transport
Cellular component (GO): membrane
Molecular function (GO): channel activity
Source: RefSeq, a predicted model, not a curated record